Candidula unifasciata is the source of this 1260-nucleotide messenger RNA. Lineage: Eukaryota; Metazoa; Mollusca; Gastropoda; Stylommatophora; Geomitridae. The record is from the annotation of a GenBank genome assembly.
AUGACGGAGAAUGAGUUGUCGUCGCCGACCUCAACAUCCUCCUCAGACGAUUUCAGCCCGAGAAAGAUGGACAAGGUGAACUACAAAAAAAGCAACAAACCAAUGAUGGAAAAGAAGCGACGGGCCAGGAUUAACUGUUGCCUCAACCAGCUCAAGUCUCUGGUACUCCAGGCUAUGAAGAAAGACAACUCGCAAUAUUCCAAGCUGGAAAAGGCAGACAUUCUAGAACUGACAGUCAGACAUUUGAAGGAAGUCCAGAGAUACCAGGCCAGCUCAUUUUCCAGCAUUCCUGAUGCAAUGAGCAAGUACAGGGAUGGCUUUAAUGAAUGCGCUGGCGAGAUCGUCAGGUACCUUGCAGAAUCACAGGCAGUCAACGACGAGGCUCGAAGCCGAAUCCUCUCCCACCUGGCCUCCCUGCUCAGCCCUAUCAACAAUAUACCACUCCAACAGAAUCAUGUCCCGAUUUUACCAGCACAGUUACAGCAGGCACAGCAUCAUCUACAACAGCAGCAGCAUCAACAACAGCAACAGUCGUACCCACAGCAGCUACAUCUUCAACAACAGCAAACCCACCAUGUUAUAUUUGCUUCAUCAUCUCAAUCCCUAGCUACUGACGCAAACAAUAAUAAAUCUUCAAUGCCACAUCCAGCCUUCCUUGCGCCUACCGGAAAUAAUGUAGAUAUAAGUCACAUGAUUUCCGGGUCACCAACGGCUUUUCAGUCUCCAAUAAUCGCAGGGGUUAACGGUAUUCCUAAUCUGCAGUUUCCCUACGUGACAACAGCAGCAAUGACAGAAGCAGCAGCAUCGGCAGCGACCACGGCACAUUUACAGCUUCUGCCAACCACUUUACCAUCUGGACAUGUUGCUCUGGUCCUUGCUCCACAGAGUAUGCCCUCCAUGACCGUCUUCGGAUCCCGGACUCAGAAUAGUAAAGAGACAUUCAGCCAACAGACUGUUAGUGGAUCGCUUUCAGGGGAUCUCAAGCCCCAGGUGAAAAUCAGUGACAAUUCACUUUCUUUAGGGAAGAAACGACCAGAAGCUCUUAAAGAUGAUGGCGCGACCUUUUCGGGUUCUCGACAGUUGUCUUCAAUGGCAUCAGUGCAUUCUUUAUCAUCGAAUAAAAAACACACGAACACGCUUGCGAACUGUUCAGUAUCAAACCCAGGUGGUACUUUCAGUAGAAGCAGCAGCAUCAGCAAUACAGAAGAUAUGCAUGGUUUAAAUGUUGUUAGGACAACUUCAACGUGGAGACCCUGGUAG